Messenger RNA from Trichoderma virens Gv29-8, 1422 nucleotides. RefSeq lists its product as uncharacterized. NCBI's taxonomy places the organism in Eukaryota, Fungi, Ascomycota, Sordariomycetes, Hypocreales, Hypocreaceae. Bases 1 to 1422 code for a protein of 473 amino acids. The record is from RefSeq and is a predicted model, not a curated record. Gene Ontology annotation, molecular function: oxidoreductase activity; heme binding. The transcript has 2 exons. Gene Ontology annotation, cellular component: endoplasmic reticulum.
AUGGCAAAUGUGCCGCAGUAUACAACGGAUGAUGUUGCAGCCCACAAGGCCAGGGAUGACUUGUGGAUCAGCAUCCACGGAAAAGUCUACAACAUUACGGAAUACGUACGCGACCACCCUGGUGGAGCAGAUCUUUUGAUUGAUGUGGCCGGAAGAGAUGCCACGGAGGCAUACGAGGAUGUUGGACAUUCUGAGGAUGCAGAUGAGAUCCUACAGACACAUCUCAUUGGCACACUCAAAGAUGCUACCGAGGUAACGCGUUCCAAAGCGGUUCGUGUCAUUCAGUCAACUCCACAACAAACCACGGUCGAGAAGCCAUCGAAACCUUCAGUUGGCACUGUUGCCAUUGCUACGGGCUCAUGUGGAAGUGCCGCACUCUGGUUAUAUCUCGGCUCCAACAACGGCUUAAACAUAAGCGUUAAAGAGGCACUUGUGAAGGCUCUCCAACUCUCGCCACGCUGGUUGUCUGCGGUCCGUGCGCCGCAUCAGAGCUUCCAGGGUGGAGGAUUUUCGAAUGGAUUUAUCACUGCCAGCCUUAUUUGCGCAGCUAUUGGUGGCGUUAUAGGCAUCAAGCUCUCCGAAAUCACGCAGAUUAAAUCAGGAUUUUCACAGUACCCUCCACACCUCACUGGUCACAAAGUGGCCAAGCCGAACCCGCAUCAGACUAAAGGAUUUCUCGAGCCAAAGGAAUAUAAGAAGCUCCCGUUAAUUGCGAAAGACCAACUGUCUCCAAACGUAUAUCGAUUUAUUUUUCGUCUUCCCGGCCAACAAGAUGUUAUUGGUCUUCCUAUUGGCCAGCAUAUAGCCAUUAAAGGAAUUAUCGAUGGACAAUCAAUCUCUAGGUCAUAUACUCCAACAUCAAACAACCUAGACCUUGGCAGACUGGAGCUAGUUAUCAAAUGUUACCCUGACGGUAUGCUUACCGGUAAAUAUCUUGAGAAACUUAAAGUCGGCGAUAAUGUUCUCUUCCGCGGUCCUAAAGGUGCAAUGAGAUAUAAUAAGGGCCUUUGCCAGAAGAUUGGAAUGAUUGCUGGUGGAACCGGAAUCACUCCGAUGUAUCAACUUAUUCGAGCAAUCUGUGAAGACGAUACUGAUACAACCGAAGUUAGUUUAAUCUAUGCUAAUCGUACAGAGGAAGAUAUCCUUUUGAGGAAGGAACUAGAGACAUUUGCUCAGAAUUGUCCAAAAAAUUUCAAGCUUUGGUAUAUGCUUGACAAUCCUCCUAAGAAGUGGGACUAUGGCAAGGGCUAUGUUACUCCAGACGUUAUGAAAAAAUAUCUUCCUGGUCCUUCCGCCGAUACGAAGGUGAUGCUUUGCGGGCCUCCAGGGAUGAUAAAUGCUUCGAAGAAAGCGUUGAUAUCAAUGGGAUUUGAGGCACCGGGCGCUGUUUCUAAGAUGACGGAUCAAAUUUUCUGCUUUUAG